This is a messenger RNA of Colius striatus (speckled mousebird), 3202 nucleotides long. RefSeq names its product achaete-scute family bHLH transcription factor 3 (gene ASCL3). Gene Ontology annotation, biological process: regulation of transcription by RNA polymerase II; developmental process. The transcript has 2 exons. The record is from RefSeq and is a predicted model, not a curated record. Gene Ontology annotation, molecular function: DNA-binding transcription factor activity, RNA polymerase II-specific; protein dimerization activity; RNA polymerase II transcription regulatory region sequence-specific DNA binding. NCBI's taxonomy places the organism in Eukaryota, Metazoa, Chordata, Aves, Coliiformes, Coliidae. The coding region runs from base 2354 to 2896 and encodes 180 amino acids.
UUUAAAUUCUAGCUGAUUGUUAGAUAGUAAAGUACAAAAUGCCAAUAAAUGAAACUACUGCUUUAGUAAACUGUAACAAUACAUACAGGAAGUAAACAAAAUACAUUCCUAGUUACUGUUUCAGGUAAUCUAGUUGUGUUCAAUACAGUUUUGAAAUUUCUAGCCAUUACUGCCAAGUUUUGUUGCCAUCAUAGCUGUGGUGUGGGUGGAAGAGCCAAACCAGAAAUGAGCAGAUCUAACUGUAAGCUACUUUACAUGUUGUCAAUUGACUAUAAAUUGCAGCAGCCAUUGACUCAGCGGAACCAGCUACAGAAUUCAGAUGUUUUCAGGUAUUAUUCAUCAGUCUUAAAACAGCACAUCUUGUUUCCUUGGAUUUUACUUUCAUCUGAAGACCGGUGAGUCUCUAGUCUAAAAGGAAAACGAUUCUAACAAUUUUGUUUUGCCCUGGUUCGAGUAGUAAAGCAGCAAAUAACUGUUUUAUGUAAUAUUCUUUGCAAGCAGAAGCAUCAGUACUAAGCAACAAAUACUGCAGGUAUGUCUUCUUGAGGGGUUGUGUUGGUUUCUUAGUUUGUUGCUCUGUAAUGAUGUUUUGUCAUAAAAGAUUUUUUCUCCGUAACACUUUUUUCCUCAGACAAUGUUUUAAAGUUGUUAGCAGUGGAAAGCUUUUAGACAAUAACCCAACCUGUGUAAAUAGAAAAGGGCAAGAGGACUGUCCACUAUUUUCAUUUUAUUAUGAGUAUAUGUAUUCACCUCUUGAUUUUUUGCAUACAUAUUAAUAUAAAAUGGAUGUGUGUUCAUGUUUGCAACCUACCUACAGAAGUACCUGUUUAAGAUGCAUGUGACUCUCUCUCUUGUCUAACACCAUGCUAUAAACACAUUCUUAACUCACAGGAUUUCUGUUGUGAGAUCUAUGUGCAUUAGAAAAAGAGACAAUGCUGAGUACAGAGGCAUUUUGAUAGACUGAGUUGUGAGAACAGGUCCAUACUAAGUACUAAAUGGGACAGGUUCAAAGUCAUUAGAAUGCAUUAAAAUAUCUCCAUAUCCUUGUGAAAGAUGAAAGGGUCACACAUGUUACGGAACUGUGGUCAGAACUUCUGAAGCUUUUGUGAGUAUGGGAUUCUAGUAACCUAGUUUAAUGUUCAGGUAUGUUUACCAUUUUGGUAAGUGUAAAAUACCGUGUUUUGGACAGCAACGUAUAGAUGUGGAAGCGGAUGGUAAGUGUUUUGGGUACAGUCUGUGUAGGCAAGUAUUGCUGCAGUCCAAGAGGGCUGCAGUAACCACAGAUCACAGUAAUUUGUUAAAUUUAUUUUGAAGUGACUUUUAGGCAACAAUCAUUACUGCUAUGCUGAUAUUUUUCUGUUUGAAUAGUGGUAUUAGGAAGGCUCUAUGAUGUGGCUUCCUAUAAAACACUGCAAGAUUAUCUUUCUAGCAAAUAUAUAAUGGUGAUUUGAGUAAUGCCUGCUGUAUUGCUGCUCUGGAGAGAGGAUAUAUGGUUAUAGGUUUUUAGCAGUGCCCCCUUGGCUGUGUCCAGUCCAUUAUUCCAAUUAUAAAUUGGUUUACUAUAUAAUUUGAACAUACAUUUUAAAGUUUAAUAAAUUAUUCCAUAAUCCUCUAUUAGUAGGGUUACAUUUAGUAUUUCAUAUCUGUGUUUAAUCUGCAGGUGAGUGCAGAAGCAGCAUGAGGACCCAAGGACAGGUUAGGUUUAGCAGAAAUUCAUCCUCUAAAUUUUUGCAAAACUCUUUAUGUAGAAUAGAUGUAAAUACUUGACAGACAUAAAACUGAGAUCCAUUCUCUGCACAAAUUUUCCAUCUAAUUAAGACAGUAUGGUGAAUGACACAUCAAAUGAAUAGAGAGGAAAAAAUAAUUUGUCUUUGAAGACUCUUGGGUAUGGAUAGGGAAUCUGUUACUGGAACUGUAGAUUUCUUUUCAGAGAGGAGAAAGGGGUGGAGAGAAUGCCUCAGAUGUUGGCCUGCUUUGUUUAUUGACUGUAGAGAUAGAAGUUUUGGUGUAUUUGCAGCAAGAUGGUUGGUCCUAUGUGGAGUACAUAAAUGUCGAUUUUCUUGUUUAUUAAAGCUGAGGAGACUGCUGUUUGCUUUAGGAAGCUUUCAUGGUUUUAUUUUCUUAAAAUUACUUUAAUCAGUGUUGCUGAUUUGCACUUUCUCAUCUUUUCAAAUGGGACCCUGUCUGCUCUAUAUAACAAUCUCUCAACACCAUUCCUAAAUGUCACAAAUGCAUUUAAAGCCUCUUCCAGAAAAUGCCGAUAAUGCCAAGUGUUGGCAAGCUCAGGUGAGUUUUUCCUGCUGUUCAGUAUGAGUUGUUUAAACUAUUAUAUAAUUAUGCAUUUCCAGGUUAAAUGCAGAACCUGAUGGAUGGCAAAAGCUACUGUAACCUCAUGGAGAAGCUGACCAUCUGUACUGAGACUCAGCACAUACAGCUGGCCAGGCCCUUCUGUGCUGACCCAGUGGUCACAUUUCACAUGUACCCUGAAACACCAAACCAGGGCACUUGCUCUGAAGAUUUGUCAUUCCUUCCUUUCAUGCCCGAGCACCUCAUGGCAGAGAACUGCAGCGAGCCCUGUGCCUUUCCCUACCAAAUGCCCUAUUCCAAUUACCGCAGAAGUGAGUACUCCUAUGGGCCAGCUUUCAUCAGAAAGAGGAAUGAGAGGGAAAGACAGAGGGUUAAAUGUGUCAAUGAAGGCUAUGCUAAACUGAGGCGUCACCUACCCAAGGAAUACUUGGAGAAGCGGCUCAGCAAAGUAGAGACGCUCCGUGCCGCAAUAAAAUACAUCAGCUACCUACAGUCUGUUCUCUACAGUGGUUCUCUGGUGGCAGAAAAAAAUGUCACAGAGCCAAGCCAUGCACCUAGCAAACAAAACCAGUUUCUGAAGACAAUCUAAGCAGUUAGAAACUAAGUUCCAAAUCCCAUGUGGGAACCAAGUAGCCACUAUAUUAGUAGUGCCGGGUGUGUUCCUGGCGCAGCUCGGGAGCAGAUCAUAGCAUGCGUCAGUAUCCGCCCACAGAAGAGUUUCAGUUUUACAGAUGGUAACUACACUUAAAUACGAAAGAGACUGAGGAAAUCUCAUCUGAAUGACUUAAGUUAGUUAACUCAUGGAAAUCAAAAAACACUUUGAUCACCAAACCAAAAAUGUAAUACCUAUACAUGUAAAGUAACUGUAUCAUCACAGCUUGCAUGCUUUAAAAUA